GCCUCGAUCCUUCUCCAAGCCCAUCCCUGUUCCCCGUCUCCAUCCCUGCCCUCUUUCCCCUGGUUUCUGAUCGGAAUCGGGGUUCCUGGGGCUCCAUUUCGAGAUCCCAAUCUCCCAUCCCAACCCCGAUUUCCUUCAGAACCCGGCAUCUAAUCUCGAAUCCCUCCCGAUGUCCUUGCAUGAGGCAAAAAAAAAAGGCUUCCAAUUCCAUCAGUAAGGAUUUGGUCCUUGUAUCGAGAUGGAUGAUUUCGUACACUAAAUAUUGACAAAUUGGAUAGAGUUUUGAAGUUAGGGUUUGAUUUGAGAUUCUAGAUUUUGAUCACGAGGAGAUGGAAAAGGCGGCGCAGCAGAAGCGGGGGAUCUUGCGGCAGUUCUCAACCGGGUCUUUGAGGAAGAGUGGGAGGUUAAGCUUCCGUCGGAACCUGUCGUUUGAUCCGCGCCUCAGCAAUGUGAUCCGGUUCACCUUCGGGCGGCAGUCAUCGCUCGACCCCAACUGCCGGAGCCGGAGCCAGGUCAGGGAGGAGCUCACGGUGCCGGAGAAUCUCGACUCCACGAUGCAGCUGCUGUUCAUGGCCAGCCAGGGAGAUGUGAGGGGGGUCGACGAGCUCCUGAAGGAUGGUGUUGAUGUGAACAGCAUCGAUCUGGAUGGAAGGACGGCGCUUCAUAUAGCUGCCUGCGAGGGUCAUGUCGACGUUGUCAAGUUGUUGCUGAGCUGGAGGGCCAACAUCGAUGCCAGGGAUCGAUGGGGGAGCACGGCUGCUGCUGAUGCAAAGUUCUAUGGCAAUGUUGAGGUCUACAAUAUUUUGAAAGCAAGAGGAGCCAAAGUUCCAAAAACUAGGAGGACUCCUAUGACUGUUUCGAAUCCCAGAGAAGUUCCGGAAUAUGAACUGAACCCAGGAGAGCUUCAAUUUCGCCGAGGUGAAGAAGUCCUAAAGGGGACAUACCAAGUUGCUAAAUGGAAUGGGACCAAGGUUUCUGUGAAGAUACUUGACAGAGAUAGCUAUGCAGAUCCAAAUUGCGUGAAUGCUUUCAAAGAUGAGUUGACUCUACUGGAAAAGGUGAGGCAUCCUAAUGUAGUUCAGUUUGUGGGAGCUGUUACCCAAAAUAUACCCAUGAUGAUUGUCUCAGAGUACCAUCCGAGAGGUGAUCUGAGAAGCUAUCUUCAAAAGAAAGGACGUUUGCAGCCUCAUAAAGUUGUCAGAUUUGCCCUUGAUAUUGCCAGGGGCAUGAAUUAUCUUCAUCAGUGCAAACCAGAUCCAAUAAUUCAUUGUGAUUUAAAGCCAAAAAAUAUCUUGCUGGAUAGUGGGGGCCAAUUGAAGGUGGCAGGCUUUGGUUUGAUCAAGCUAUCAAAAAUUUGCCCUGAUAAAGCAAAAUUGGCUCAUCCAACAGAAAUUGACAUUUCAAAUUUAUACAUGGCACCGGAGGUCUACAAAGAUGAAAUAUUUGACAGAAGUGUGGAUGUGUACUCUUUUGGUCUCAUUGUUUAUGAGAUGAUUGAAGGAGCACCAGCCUUCCACCCGAAGGCCCCGGAGGAGGCGGCUAAAAUACUUUGUUUAGAAGGAAAGAGACCAUCAUUAAAGACAAAGCAAAAAAGUUAUCCUUCAGAUUUUAAGGAGUUGAUUGAAGAAUGCUGGGAUUCUAAUACUGCAGUGAGGCCCACAUUUUUUGAGAUAAUUGUUCGAUUGGACAAAACAUAUGCCACUUGUGCCAAACAGGGAUGGUGGAAAGACACAUUUAAGCUUCCUUGGAAAUAGCGUGAAGUGAUGGGCUCAUUCUGUGCUACAAGAUGUUGUUGUACUAUAUGACGCUCACUCUUUUUGGAGUCUCAGAUCUGCCAGACCUUGCAUUGUACUUGCACCCCUUUUGUAGGAUACUAGUGAUGCAAUAUGGGCAGGUGAACGAGAUAUGAAUUAGGCCACAAAUAGAUCGUCUACUUCAGACACUGGCAGGGACUUAAAUGAAUGAAUCUUUCUGAAUAGAUACAAUGAAUCAAACAUUGACAGCAGGUCAGAGUAGACCGCACCAGUAUUGGGUUCUGAGUGGGAUUAAGUUGAAGCAGGAAAAUGCUUGUGAAUUUUGACACCAUUAUUGGAAAAUAAAUUGGUUUUUUCCUUUUAUUUUAUACGAAAGUUCUCAGGCAAA
Molecule: messenger RNA, 2142 nt
Organism: Elaeis guineensis (African oil palm)
Lineage: Eukaryota; Viridiplantae; Streptophyta; Magnoliopsida; Arecales; Arecaceae
Product: integrin-linked protein kinase 1-like
Biological process (GO): protein phosphorylation
Molecular function (GO): protein binding; ATP binding; protein serine/threonine kinase activity
Source: RefSeq, a predicted model, not a curated record